Molecule: messenger RNA, 3783 nt
Organism: Ochlerotatus camptorhynchus
Lineage: Eukaryota; Metazoa; Arthropoda; Insecta; Diptera; Culicidae
Gene: ari-2
Product: E3 ubiquitin-protein ligase ari-2
Exons: 5
Coding region: 703-2268 (521 amino acids)
Biological process (GO): ubiquitin-dependent protein catabolic process; protein polyubiquitination; positive regulation of proteasomal ubiquitin-dependent protein catabolic process
Cellular component (GO): ubiquitin ligase complex; cytoplasm
Molecular function (GO): zinc ion binding; ubiquitin protein ligase activity; ubiquitin conjugating enzyme binding
Source: RefSeq, a predicted model, not a curated record
UUGACGUUUGUGUUUUUUUCUGUCGUGCUCAAGUUUACUACAAACUUUACACUAAAAUACGUAGUGGUGCUCCUUUUCUCGCGUAACAAACUCAUGACGAUUAUCUCUGACGGGGGUUUGUUUGUUUAAUAUUUUCUACCAUCGGAAACGGUUUCCCUUGAUUAUUAUUAUUGGCGAGGAAGUGAGAAAAAAAUUCAGUUCCCGUGGGUCGGAAAAGUGAUUGGUGCGUGCUGGUGAAGAUGCUUCCGGGUGCUUCCUGAUUUCGGUGGAUUAGCAGUUUUGGCUCAGCUUUUUUCCCCAUCAAUAUCAAUCUUCCGUUGUGGCCCCACCAAUAGCAGUAGUAGCCGCAGUCGCAGCCUUCCCACUCAGUCCGAACGUGCCGAGAAGCAGACGGGAAAAGUGCAAAAUUCAAGGUUGAAACAAAAAUAAUUUCCAGCUUAGCAGUAAAAGCACUACCGUGUGAACUUCAGCAAAAAGAAAGAAGGUCAACGGAAGGGUCUUGUAGUGUCCUCCAGAAAGUUAUUUGAUGAUUGGAAAUACCUCCAUAGUGCUCAGUGAGUUUCCGUGAAAUUUUGCAGUGAGUCUUGGGGACUGUUCCCUGCGUUUAGCGAGGCAGGCAAGUGAUUCUGUUGGGUGCUGUAAAAAGCUGCACCUGAAAACGUCAAAAUAGAAGCAGUUUCAGGCGAAUUCAGAUCGCGCAAGAUGGCAGACCAGGAAUCGGAUAUGGAAUACUCUUCGGAUAAUGAUGAGUUUGAGGAUUACUACAAUUCAGGCCUAGAAGACUGCGACAUCGAGCAGAUUGAUCCGAAGCGCGCUGAUCCGGAGUAUUUUGUGUACGAAUGUCUCAACGUCGAGGAGGUGGACAAGCUGCUCAACGAAUCGGUUGAAAAGCUCAGCAAUCAGCUCCAUAUCACACCCUCGCUGGCAAAGGUGCUACUGCACGAGACCAAAUGGAACACUGCCGAGGUCGUGGAAAAGUAUCGAAACAACGCAUCCAACCUUUUAGUUAGUGCCCGUAUCAAAGCUGCCCCCGGGGCAAUCGCAUCCACUUCUUCCGUCGGUGCCCUGCUGGGUCCCAGUAGUUCCAGUACAGUGCUUCCAGUUCCCGGUAUGAUUCCAGCGACCCCCGUUCCUGGUACCAGUGCGAAAAUAUCCCUCCAAACGGUGCCAUCAUCCACGUAUCGAACACACCUGUGCCCAGUUUGUGUUACCGUCCAAUCGGUGGACAAAUUUCAUAAUCUUUCAUGUCAGCAUUCGUUCUGCCGCGACUGUUGGGCGAUGCACUUUGAGAUUCAAAUUAGUCAGGGAAUUUCCAUUCAGAUUGGCUGCAUGGAACAACGAUGCGAUGUUCGAGUGCCAGAAGAUCUCGUGCUCAAUCUACUGAACAGGCCUAUGGUGAGAGACAAGUACCAGCAAUUUGCCUUUGCCGACUACGUCAAGUCGCAUCCGGAGUUACGGUUUUGUCCCGGUCCAAAUUGCCAGAUAAUCAUCCGCAGCUCGGACAUCAGCCCGAAGAAAGCCACCUGCAAGGUGUGUACAAGUUCUUUUUGCUUCCGUUGUGGUACCGACUAUCAUGCGCCAACCGAUUGCCAAAUCAUCCGUAAGUGGCUAACCAAAUGUGCCGACGACAGCGAAACGGCCAACUACAUCAGUGCCCACACGAAGGACUGUCCCAAGUGUCACAUUUGCAUCGAAAAAAACGGCGGCUGUAAUCAUAUGCAAUGCUUUAACUGCAAGCACGACUUCUGCUGGAUGUGCCUUGGCGAUUGGAAGGCGCAUGGGUCGGAGUAUUACGAAUGUUCGCGAUAUAAGGAAAAUCCGAACAUUGCCCACGAAUCCGUGCAUGCGCAGGCACGUGAAGCACUAAAAAAGUACCUUCAUUAUUACGAACGUUGGGAGAACCAUUCGAAGUCGCUUCAACUAGAGGAACAAACACUGGACCGUAUGAAGACUCGCAUCAACGAGAAAGUCAUGAAAGGUCUCGGAACCUGGAUCGACUGGCAGUAUCUAUUCGAUGCCGCCGCUCUACUGGCCAAAUGUCGGUACACGCUUCAAUAUACCUAUCCGUAUGCCUAUUUCAUGGAACCUGGUUCCCGCAAGGACCUCUUCGAGUACCAACAGGCUCAACUGGAAGCGGAGAUCGAAAACCUCUCGUGGAAGGUGGAACGCGCGGAAACCACCGACCGGGGUGAUCUCGAAAAUCAGAUGGACGUUGCGGAGAAACGGAGAACUACCCUGCUGAAGGAUUUCUUCCCGACCGACGCGUGAGCCAGCGACGAGAUGGAGAUAGAUUUUAGUGAACGCCUAGAGGUAAAUGAACGAAAACUGAGAUAUUACAAUUAUUCCUCCAUAACGCCCACCUUGUUGUCCCCUGUCGUAGUAGGGUUAUAUUGUGCGUCCCAACGACGUGUGAGAAUUUCCUUGUAGGAUAGAAAUGUGAGGCUAAUUUGCUUCCAUUUCCGAACGUUUUUUGUUUUGUUUUUUGUGUAACACAGAAUAACAGAAAUGACGUUAUGGUCUGUCCCAAGGAUCAACCGAUGCUUUUUUAAUGAAUUUGGUUUCGGCGAAUCCGAAUUUACUACCAGAAAUGUGGCACGCUUCAGUUGAGUUGAGCAUAAAAGUUAUUCACUUCUAUGUUGUUGCUUGGCAGUUUAGCCCUUCACUUUGGAAUGACACACAAUUUACACCGAUUAAAGUUAUUGGAAAGAAAAUAUAUCUACCUAGUUGACUAAUUUUUCGAUUUAAAGAAAAUCCAAACUCCAUUUUGAAUCGUGGAAAUUAAAAUUAUAAAACAUCUUCACAUGGUAAAUGAAAUUAUUGCAUGCAGGGAUGGUUCGUUCUUUGGAGCAUCGUUUAUUAUUAUUUAGUAUAGAAAGGUAACGUUAAGUCCAGUUGAAUUUUCAGUUAAUCCAUUUUAAAAUAGAUAUAUUAACCUCAAAAUUUUCCUACGCUAGAGGCACACUCUCUUUUUUGGCGGAAGGUGCAGCACCCGAGUGAAUUUUUGAAGUUUGAUCGGGAGCAUACUAACACUAAUCUAUCAAUGUUAAGAUGGAUUAACUAACAAUUCAACUGAAUUUAACGUUAGCUUUCUAUAGUAAAAACGAUGCUCCAAAGAGUGAUCCAUCCCGACUGCAUGAAUUAUAAAUUUAUGAAUAUAUAUAAUCAAAAUUUGCCAAGUUUAACAGCUUUAAUCAGGUUGCAACGUUACCCAAAAUUGGUGUUCUCUGCAUAUUGAAUGAUCUAAAACAAUUCAGGUUAUAUAACAUGGACUACAGACACAUGAUUUUAUCCUUGGGACAAAUCCAUUGAUACAUUUCACAGAUUUCGGAGUUGGGUUAGAGUGUGCAUAGAAAAAAAACCCCUUAUAAAUAAUGCGUAGAUCAAUUUCUCACUUUUGUUUUAUUUGAAUUUAUUCUCAAAUCUGAUAUUCCUAUGAUUGCACCAAAUGAUCUUGAGGCAUAAGAUUUACUGUACGAUAAAUAAAAGAAAAAUAACGAUAACGAAUUUUCAAUCUGAAGCUGCGUGUUAUUGUUGAAGCAACAAAAGUGAAACAAUAGUCGUUACAACUUGCUUGAAGAAAUGAAAAGCAUAACGAUGUGUAGGCACAUGCUGUCCAUACUCACGACUAUCGGCUUCAUACUCGAAACAGCGCAGCAGUAAAUUCUAAGACAGUGUAAACUAUUUAUUCAUUUAUACUACGAACUAUGAUUGUAUAUGAUAGCGAAGUAAAGAGAGUACUUUAAUCAGAAUUACAGAACAUAAGAAUAAUAUUACGAAAUUUAA